AUAUGACCCAGCGGUGUACGCGACAAUAUGGGGGUUCUGGAGGAACCCCAGCAAGAUUUGGUUGUUGCUACAUGAGUUUUUAAACGAGAACGAACCCGUGCCUAAUAGGGCUCAUUUGGCCUUAGCGCGUUUGGAGGCUCUAGGCAUCGUGCGGGCGGUAGUGACCCAGAACGUGGAUAAUCUGCAUCAAGAUGCAGGCAGCAUACGCGUUAUCGAAUACCACGGCAACCUCAUGAAUGCCUCGUGUUAUCGCUGCGGCGCAAAGAUGCAGCUGACGAAGCAGAUGGCGAGGAAUCCUUCAUUUAAGAAGAAGCUACCUCCAAAGUGUGGGUGCGGGGGGUACUUCAAGCCAGAUGCCGUUCUGUUUGGAGAAGGCAUUCCAUCUCAGGCCGUGAGCGAGGCGAACAAAGAAGCAGAUGCAUGCGACUUGAUGUUGGUUGUGGGUACAUCAGCAACAGUUCAUCCAGCGUCCGACAUUCCUUAUAGAGCCAUGAGGAAAGGCGCAAAGGUUAUCGAAGUUAAUUUAGAGGAGACAGGCUUGACGAAUCGUAUAUCUGACAUGAUAUACAUUGGCAGGGCGAGCGAUCUGAUGCAGACGCUACAGCUGCUAGAGCCGCACCCAUCUGAAUCAGCAAGCGGAGAGGAUUCUGCUGCUGAAGUGCUCACGGAGCCCAACGUUCAGGCAGGGGCUCAAGAACCCCCCGCAAGGGGAAGCAGCGAUGGACCGAUUUCGACUUGA
Eimeria maxima is the source of this 739-nucleotide messenger RNA. Its product is annotated as NAD-dependent deacetylase, putative. NCBI's taxonomy places the organism in Eukaryota, Apicomplexa, Conoidasida, Eucoccidiorida, Eimeriidae. The transcript has 5 exons. The record is from RefSeq and is a predicted model, not a curated record. Gene Ontology annotation, molecular function: NAD+ binding. The annotation marks the transcript as partial.